Molecule: messenger RNA, 1223 nt
Organism: Paramacrobiotus metropolitanus
Lineage: Eukaryota; Metazoa; Tardigrada; Eutardigrada; Parachela; Macrobiotidae
Product: DNA-directed RNA polymerases I, II, and III subunit RPABC1-like
Exons: 6
Coding region: 266-904 (212 amino acids)
Biological process (GO): DNA-templated transcription
Cellular component (GO): RNA polymerase I complex; RNA polymerase III complex; RNA polymerase II, core complex
Molecular function (GO): DNA binding; DNA-directed RNA polymerase activity
Source: RefSeq, a predicted model, not a curated record
AAAUUUCUGUAGUUGUGUAGUACUUCUAGGUAUUUCAGUUUUUCUGGUCUUGACUUUUAGUUUUUAAUUUGGUUUAUCAAUAAUAAUUGUUAGCACUCGCGAUCAGCAUUUUCCCCUUUGUGUUGACCUGCUAUAGUUUUUAAAAUUAAUACAAGGUAUUGCGCUUUACACAGUAGUGGUUUCUGAAUCGUAUUGUUCGGAUCCCCCGCUGUAGUUGCGGAUAGAUGCACCCUUGUCGGCACAAUCCUACACUGCACAUCAUAACAUGGCCGCGGAUGAUGAGCAGGAGACUUACAGGCUAUGGCGUGCUCGGAAAACUAUCUUGCAGAUGUGUCACGAUCGCGGCUACUUAGUGGCGCAGCACGAACUUGAUCAGACCAUCGAUGACUUCUCCGAGCACUUCGGCAACAAACCCAGCGAACGGAAACCCGCCAGAAACGAUUUGCUCAUUCUGGUUCAACAUGCCAAUGAUCCGACAGAACAGCUUUUGGUGUUCUGGCCAGAGGAGCCCAAAGUGGGUAUCAAACCGAUCAAAACGUACUUCCAGCAGAUGCAAGAGCAAAGCGUCUCCCGAGCCAUAAUCGUCAUCAAGCAAGGGAUGACACCAAUCGCGAAAUCGGCAUUGAACGAUAUGGCUCCAAAAUACAUCAUGGAACAUUUUACCGAAGCCGAGUUGAUGUUCAAUGUGACAGAGCAUGAAUUGGUUCCCAAACAUGUGUUAUUGAGCCCGGAAGAAAAGCAGGAACUUCUGACCAGAUAUAAACUCAAAGAGAAUCAACUUCCCCGAAUGCAGCUGGGAGAUCCCGUCGCGAGGUAUUUCGGGAUGAAACGCGGCCAGGUUGUGAAGAUCAUUAGAGCCUCGGAAACGGCUGGACGUUACGUCACUUAUCGGCUGGUGAUCUGAAAUUGUGAAUCGUCUGACCGUCGCCAUGGAAAGAUUGAAAUUGUUCCUUGGAAGAUUUUGGUUUGCGGCACACGGUUUACGGUUUUCUAGUUGAUCUACGCGGCUUCGAUUUGGAUUUUGUUUUCGAUGCCGACUUUUUAUGUACACUACCUAAGGGAUACAAUUGUUUGGACAGUACAGAAUAUGAUUAUGUGGUAAAUUAAAACUGCGCAUAUUUCCUUUUGUCUUUCACAUACGUAUCUGCGUCGGUUGUUUUACAGCCGAUAUUUUCUUAUGAUUACGUAUGCAGUUCCAUUUAUCCGAUAAAUCUCCAUGGUUU